AUGGCCAAUGAUUCAAACACCCAUCCCCCUGAUACCAUGAAAGAUGUCAGCCAUGUACAGCAUGUCGAUUUCGCCUCAGACAGCAGAACCUCGUCUAAGGAGCGUACAGUCAACUUCUUUCUGCUUCUGACCUGCGCCGCUUUCGGCUCAGCUUCAUUGGUGUUCGGUUUUGAUGACAAGAUAAUUUCACCUGUGGCUGCAUUGGGGCCAUUUGUCGACAAAUAUCAAGGACCCGAGCCACUUACAGGGAAACUGGUCUUGACGGCUCGUAAUCAGAGCAUAUUGUUUUCUGUUCCUCUAAUAGGUUCGAUUCUGGGAGGCUUAGCUGCCUCUCCGCUGAAUUCGAGGUUGGGCCGGAAGUACCCCUUGUUGAUUGCAUAUAUAAUCUCCAUCGGCGGCAGCUUGCUUCAGGUACUGGCUCCAAACUUGGGUGCGUUCGUUUCUGGUCGAUUUAUCAACGGAAUCGCUACGGGGAUUGCCAAUGGCACGGCUCCCUUGUAUCUAGCAGAGGUCGUCCCUGCCUCUAUGAGAGGAAGAAGUGUAUCGUUGAUAAAUAUUCUGACCCUAGUAGCGGGUGUCCUGGGCACCAUUGUGGUGUUAUGCACUCACAGCUUGACAGGGCCGAGCUCGUACAGGAUUCCCUUGACAGUCCAGUGUGUCCUUCCUGCUUUGCUGCUCAUUUGGACCUUGCCUUUGCCCGAGAGCCCGCAAUGGCUUGUUUCUAGAGGCAGGUUGGAAGCGGCUCGCAGCAACUUGCGAAGACUGCGCCGUUGCAGUGAACAGCGAGUCGACGAGGAGCUCCGAGAUAUGGAACUUUCCGAAGGGCACGCUUCUGACGUGAAGGUGUCCUUUUGGGAAAUUUUCUCCAAGAAGCACCUUCAGCGCACCCUGACUGCCGGUUCUUUCUACUCUCUGAACCAGAUUUCAGGCAUCAUCCUUUCAACGACAUACAGCACGGUCUUCCUGUCCGGGAUUGGCAUCGGAGACCCAUUCACAUUAACCGUGAUAGCUUCUUGUUGCACCCUUGCGGGUACAAUCGCUGCGCCGUUCAUGUUGGACCGGGCUGGCCGCCGUCCUACCGCAUUGACGGGCAUGAGUGUCCUCUUCAUCAUCGACCUUGCCGCUGGUGGUCUGGCGUUCAACAAGGGAAACCGCCAAUCAGCCAUAGCAAUCGCGGCCUUGUCCUUUGCGUUCAAUUUCUUCUGGGCGUCCUCCUUCUCACCAUUAUCAACGCUGCUGCCCUCGGAGAUGGCUACUCCUAAACUUCGUCACCACACCAUGGCUUACACCAUUGCUUGUGCCCAAGCAACCGCUGUGAUCACAACUCUAGUGGUGCCCCAGCUAACAGCGCCUGAUGCAGCAAAUCUGGGGCCAAAGACCUAUCUUGUAUUCGCCGGCUGCAUGGCGUGCAUUCUGGUCUUCGCCUAUUUUUUCAUCCCAGAGACCAAAGGCCGCAAGUUUGUGGAAAUCGACGCAAUGUAUGAUGCCAAUAUUCCUGCACGGAAAUGGAGGCAAUAUUGGUCUUCACUCGAGAAGGCCACUGGCUCUAAUUCCCAAGUCUCCAAAGCCUCCAUAGCAGCAAGCUGA
Molecule: messenger RNA, 1587 nt
Organism: Aspergillus niger
Lineage: Eukaryota; Fungi; Ascomycota; Eurotiomycetes; Eurotiales; Aspergillaceae
Exons: 3
Coding region: 1-1587 (528 amino acids)
Biological process (GO): transmembrane transport; carbohydrate transport
Cellular component (GO): membrane
Molecular function (GO): carbohydrate:proton symporter activity
Source: RefSeq, a predicted model, not a curated record